CGGAAGUGAAAAUUUUAGAAGUUGAUUUGAAAUGAACUUUAAUAAUUUUAUGUUAUUUUGCAAUACUUUUUAAAAUUGGGAUAGCAUUUAUUAUAAAUUGAAGAUGUCUGUCGAACCAUCUCCACAUCUUGAUGUGGCUGAAUCUAUACCUAGUGAAAACACUGCUGAAGAUGAUAUGUUAGAUCCUGUACCAAGUGUUUCUUCAUCAUUACCACCAGUUGUAGGAAUAAGAAGUGACCAUACUUAUAAUAGCAGUGCUAGUUAUGAAGAAAUAGAUCUGGGUGAUGGCUGGAGAAAAAGAUUGAUCCAGAGGUUCGGGAUGAAAACUGGUAAAAAAUAUGAUGUUGUUAUUUAUAGCCCAGAGGGACGUAAGUUCCGGACACGUCAAGAAUUAGCAAGUUUUUGUGAAAUGAAUGAUAUUGAUGUAGAUUUGAGUAUAUUUUCUGUGAAACCAGGAGACAUACCAGGCCAAGAAGAUGCUGAGGAGGACACGGAAGAACAACUAGUGUCAGAAGAAGUACCUGGACCUGCUGUUGUUGAUGAUACUUCUGAACCUACAGUUUCUAAUGGUGGUGAUGUAAAGUCUUCAAGUAAAGAAGUUAAACAAAAAAGGAAAUCAGUUGAUUCAGCAAAGAAAACUAAAACAAAAGGCAAAGAAUCAGAUAAAAUUCUUCCGGCAGAAUCCAGCAGUGGAGACCAUACCUAUAUAGCAUCAGGAGUCAGUGAGGAUGAGGAAUUGCUGCCACCAGGCUGGAAGAAAAGAGUUGUCCAGAGAUCUGGGGGUAAAACUAUUGGACGUUUUGAUAUUUAUGUCUACAGUCCCGAUGGCAAAAAAUUCAGGUCCAAAACAGAAAUUGCAGCAUUUUUAGACCAGAACAAUAUUACUCAUAUCACUACUGAUGAUUUUGAUUAUGUUAAAAUUAAGAAUAAGGAAUUAGCCAAAUAUGGAUUCACAAAUUUUAAAACUUCCACCCCAUCAGAGAAAAAAUCUGCCAAGAAAGAAUCAGUGAGAAAAGACAAAAAACAAAGUGAAAAAGUGAAGGUGAAAAAAGUAUCUCCAACUAAAAAAGUGUCGACGCCUGUUGGAGGAUCGAAAUUAGUCAUCAAAAUGUUUUCAACUCCGUCCCCUAAAUUGAAAAAUGUGAAAAAAAAUAGUGCUGGAGGGAUGAAAAAGACAUUUUCACCUUUCAAAGCCACGAAAAAGCGAAAGCGUUCAGUAUCUGUGGAGAAAAGCCUUGACACUCUGAUGUUUCAGUUGAGCCUGGCGCCGUCAGAAAUAUUAGCUGCAGACGUCAAUGAUACUAUCGUGGAUUAUCUCGAAGAUGACGAUGACAUCGUACAUGAAUACGUGGAUCAAAAUCAAUCCUUGGAACUCUUUGAUGAUAAAUCCACUGAAGGUUCUGGGUUGGAUAGUUCUGGAAACGCUACGGCAACCAGCAUCGAGGAUAGACUCUCUGACUCAGAAAUCUACACAAGCGCCAUCUCGCGAUUAGAAAAAUCUGAAAUGAAUGGCGAUCGUGGGAUAUCCCCUGACAGUGAAACUGAUAUUUCCAUG
Messenger RNA from Lottia gigantea (owl limpet), 1555 nucleotides. RefSeq lists its product as hypothetical. The record is from RefSeq and is a predicted model, not a curated record. Lineage: Eukaryota; Metazoa; Mollusca; Gastropoda; Lottiidae. The annotation marks the transcript as partial. The transcript has 8 exons. Gene Ontology annotation, molecular function: DNA binding.